UGUCUUUGUAUUCCCUCUUUUUGAAUUGUAUGCUAGCCACAACAGUACAGUAAAUAUAAAAACAAAAUAAAAAUUGGGAAAAAGUGUGAACAGUAUUAUAGUCAUUACAUAUUUGUGGGACGAAUACACAUUUUUAACUAACCCUUUCCUCAAUUCUCUCAGAGCUCUUCAUAUUUUUGUAUUGUGCUACUUUUGUAGGGUUUUAGGGAAGAUUUGUAGAUGUAGUAAUUGCAGUCAUGUAGGUUGUGGUUCUGUGUUAUUUAUAAGUAGAACAAUAAUUAGUGUAUUCAAAGUUAUAAAGAUACUUAGUCCUUUCACUGAUAACAGAUAUACAUUAGAUUACAUUAGGCCAGUGCUAGUUGAGCCUGCUGGUGUGAUACAGAAUGAAAAUCUACAUGCCAGAAUACAUGCUCCUACACUUAGUGACUAUUUUACAGCAAUAAAAUGCUUUUUUUCUCUGCCAAAUGCUUUGUGUAUUUAUGCACAUAACUGAUAGGCUGUGUUAUAAGUUAUUUGUAAGUCCUAAUUAUAGACAACAUAGUUUUGGUUGUGCUUCCACUUGUGAGUGAACCUGGAAUAAUAAUCAUUUGCUGAUCCCAUAAUGCUAGAAAUCACAUAUACUGUAACUGUUAUGUGUAUUGUUCAGUUUUUCCUCAUGAGUAUUGAGCCAACAGGUACUUGUGUCACCUUAGUUUUUAUCUUAUGGGGUGGGGGAUACUUUUGCAUGUCAGACCAUGAAAAGCUAUAUUCAGCAGCUCACCUGGGGUUCACGCUGAGCUUCUCAGGAGAAGGUGCCAGGGACCACAAGGGCUUUGACUCUUACCUGGCAUCCCUGUUCUGUGCCCCAAGUAAAUGGGCGAUGCUCUUGGGUCCACCAUGGUCACCAGGCCAUGUGUGCAGGCAGCCUUGAGGUCUUAAGGUACCGACAUAUAUGUGUUUUUCACAGUUCACAUGCUGCCAUUGUUAGUGAGGAUGCGCUGUUCCCUCAGUAUCAAAGGAGUUGGACUGCAACGCAUCCUUCAAUGUUACCUGUACCUAAGUUUGUUGUUGCUUAAUUUUUCUGCAAAAUCGAAACUGAAAAAUAGGGUUAAGCAGCGCUCAUGUGAUGGGUACACUUAACGGUAAAUAGUGUUAAUAUAGUUUUUGUGACCUUUACCAGCUCUCAGUUUGGUCAUUACCUUUAAAGCACGUGAAUGAAAAAAAGUUACGGUGGUAUAAUUUUGGAUAAUUAUGAUUAAGUAACAUGUGACUAUGAAAAUUGCAGUAUAAUAUUUGCAUCUGUGAAAGUUGCCCUUUGAGAAUUUUUUUUUUCUGAGUGUGGGACUGUUUCAGAAGCACAGCUACGCCUGUCAUAUGAGGGUGAACAAAGCUUCCUGUUUUCUUUUUUUUUUGUUAACUGUAGAUGGUUGGGGGAUUUUGUUUUCACUCAUAAUUGCCGUAAUCUUAGGGGUCUGUGUCUAAAGGACUUGUGGGCCACUCUACUUUAUAAUAAAUUUGAUGUUAUUGCCGUUUCAGUUGAACGUUGGUUCGGACCUGACAUAAUCUUGAGCUACUUGCACGGUGUUUCUCACUUUCAUUUUGUGGUUCCCCUGAAGAAUAUUGUUUAUGAUCGCUUUAUGACCAGAGGGUGCCUAACAUUUCACAAAGGGCUGGUUGGUUUAAUGAGGCAGUUUAGUAUCCUUGUACAAACAGGGGAAGCAGAGGCUAUGGGAACAUGUUGCCUGUCUGUGUACGAGCUUCGUAUCACAUUACCCUUCUGAGAGGCGUCACAACAAGUAUGUGGGCUAAAUGUCGACAGCAUGCGUGGUCGCAUACAUAUAGGAAUGUGCCCGUUUUGGGAUUUUUUAAAAGACUGUAUUUAAAUAUGAGUGUCCUUCUGGAACCAUUUCCAUGUUAUAUGCAGUAUAUGUUUGUAGAGUUUUAUGUGGUUUUAUAAAUGUACGUAGAAAUCGGUACAUGCUUUUUUUUCACACCUAGCAGAGGUCAGAUAACAGGAAACGGCAGGUGGUCAUCCAUGUGAAUGUGAAUCACGCUCGCACUGCGUUAUUUACAGCGCGGCUGUGUCCCAUAUACCAACUUCCUCACAGAGCCCGCCCUUCCGCCACAGAACGUUUCCCUCUGCGCACGUUUCGUCACCAGCACCCUCGGUGUUUAAGGCAGCUGCCACCUUGAACGUGAGGCGCCUUUUUUGUUCAGUACUCCGGAGUGAGAUCAUGACUGACGGGAUGAGCGUGGAGCUGCCUGGGACUCGCAGGCCGUGUUGGAGUGCCCGGGUUAUUCGGCACGCUGUCUAUGAGCCCUCCGGGUGUGGCAGCAUGCGAUCCCCUUGAGCAAGCCCCCCCCCACCAGCAGGUGACAGGAUGCCGGUGCAGGCGGCUCAGUGGACCGAGUUCCUCUCUUGCCCCAUCUGCUACAAUGAGUUUGAUGGGAGUGGCCACAAGCCCAUCAGUCUAGGCUGCUCCCACACCGUCUGCAAAACCUGCCUGCACAAGCUGCACCGCAAGGCCUGUCCCUUCGAUCAGACAGCCAUUAGCACGGACAUUGACCUGCUCCCUGUAAACUGCGCCCUGCUGCAACUGGUUGGAGCUCAGGUGCCAGACCGCCAGCCGGUGUCACUGAGCAGUGUGAGUGAGAACAAACACUAUGAGGCAUGUCGCCAGUGCGUGGAGGACCUGGCACUGUACCUGAAGCCCCUCAGUGGAGGGAAAGGUGUGGCGACCCUGAGCCAGAGCACGCUCAGCCGGCCCAUGCAGCGCAAGCUGGUCAUGCUGGUGAACUGCCAGCUGGUGGAGGAGGAGGGCCGCGUGCGGGCCGUGCGGGCGGGCCGCUCCCUGGGCGAGCGCACCGUCACCGAGCUCAUCCUGCAGCACCAGAACCCCCAGCAGCUGUCCGCCAACCUGUGGGCGGCGGUACGGGCGCGCGGCUGCCAGUUCCUGGGGCCCGCCAUGCAGGAGGACGCCCUGAAGCUGGUGCUGCUGGCUCUGGAAGACGGCUCGGCCCUGUCCAGGAAGGUGCUGGUCCUGUUCGUGGUUCAGAAGCUUGGGGCCCGUUUCCCCCAAGCCUCGAAAACCAGCAUCGGCCAUGUGGUCCAGCUGCUGUACCGGGCAUCCUGUUUCAAGGUGACCAAGCGCGAUGAGGACUCAUCCCUCAUGCAGCUGAAGGAGGAGUUCCGCACGUAUGAGGCGCUACGGCGGGAGCACGACGCCCAGAUCGUCCACAUCGCCAUGGAGGCAGGCCUGCGCAUCUCGCCUGAGCAGUGGUCCUCGCUGCUUUAUGGCGACCUCGUGCACAAGUCCCACAUGCAGUCCAUCAUCGACAAGCUGCAGUCCCCAGAAUCCUUUGCAAAAAGUGUCCAGGAGCUGACCAUUGUUCUUCAGAGGACGGGAGAUCCAGCCAACUUGAACAGCUUAAGACCUCAGCUGGAGCUCUUGGCUAACAUCGAUCACAAUCCAGAUGCCGCCUCCCCGACGUGGGACCAGCUGGAGAAGGUGAUGCUGGCAGUGAAGGUGGUGGUCCACGGUCUGGUAGACUUCAUCCAGAACUUCAGCAAGAAGAGCCACGAGACCCCACAGCCGCAACCAAACAGCAAGUACAAGACAAGCAUGUGCCGCGACCUGCGCAUGCAGGGUGGCUGUCCCCGGGGGACCAACUGCACCUUCGCCCACUCCCAGGACGAGCUUGAGAAGUUCAGGAUGAGGAACAAGAAGAUCAGCAGCACUGGCAGAAACUUCCCACCUGCCCAGAUGCCUUUAGGCAAAGGGGGGGGCAGUGUGACGAGCACCCCUGCAGGGGGGGUUUCUCCAGGGGGCUCAGAGAGCGCAGAGAAAGGAGUGUUGCUGAUGGAGGGCACAGCCCCUCCCCAGCUCAUCCCUCGGGGUGGGGAGACUCUGGAUGAACAGAAGAGGACGGUCCGGAAUGGAUCCAAUGGAGCGGCUGGUCCCGGUGGCCCCUCUUCCAGCCAGAGCGAGCAGAAGACCGUAUCUCCUCCGAAGACACCGGUCAAUCACAUCUCAGCUACCUCACCUCAUGUCCCGAGCUCCACCGCGGACAGCAGCUCCCCACACCCUAAACACGGGCCCUACGUCCUCAGGGGCCCCCUGUACCCUCCGCAGUCGGACGUUUAUUACCAGGAACAGAGGGCAUCUUUUGAUACACCGUCGUACCCCCAAUCCAGUAAUUACUAUACCUCCGCAGUGCCCCCACCGAAACCGUGUGUCGCUCGCUUCCUGCGCUCCAGCAACGUGCCCGAGUCCUCACUGCCCCCGGCCGCGGCCGGAUACCCUGAGCAGCCCCCGUCCUUCUCCUUGCGGGAGAGGCCACCCCCCUACGGCCCCGCUCCACAGUACGGCCAGCUGGCGCCAGCACACGGCAUCUACGCCCCCGUGUACGACAGCCGCCGCCUCUGGCGGCCGCAGAUGUACCACCGAGAGGACGCUCGCAGCAAUUCCCUGCCCCCUGAGGUGCUGCACUCGUCCGUGUACCAACCGCCUCUGAGGGAGCGCUUCAACUCACUGGACGGACCUUACUGUGCCGCUGGGGAGCAAAGGGCCACGCUGCAGAGGGACUCCUACAACAGGGUGGCCCUCGGGUAUGAGGAGCUGGUCCGCCGCAAGCCGGAGCAGUGGGCCUCCCAGCACGGGCCCGGGCCUUCCCCGUCCUCGCCCCUCUUCACAGUCGACUUCACACCAGAGCUCUCAGAAAGCGUGGGAAAAGACUGCGUGGGAUGCAAGGAGAGCCUGAGCCAGUACUCACCCUGGUCCUGUGGUACCAUCAGCUCCUGCAUCAGUACCGCGGAGUCAGACCUGCAGGGCGUCAUGGCGACGAAUGUCUCCGAGCUGCCGCAGGACCUGGAAGGCUGCAGCGUGAAGCGAAGGCUGCACGGCCCAGAACCCUACCGCAGGCCCAAAGAAGAGGACCCCAUCAUCCCAUUUGGAGAAGGGCCCAUCAUCUCCAAGUGGGGCGCCAUCUCUCGGGCCUCCCGCACGGAGUACCACACCACCGAGCCCGUGCAGGCCACGGCCUCCCAGAGGGGUGCCACCACCACUCCCAUCAGCUUCCGAGAUUACGGCUCCUACAUCAGUCACUGCGACUACAGGUGGAGCUCCCACAGCUCCGACCCCCCCUGCCCCUCCAGCUUCCUCGACAGUGACCAGCGGGGAGUCCCCGGGCUGAGAGCCCAGCGCCAGUCUUCCAGCGCCGAGGAGAACCGCAGCGCAGACGCUCUACAGGCUGACGUCUGUACGGACGGCGUGGACGGCGAGCCGGACAGGGACAUUGAGCUGGAGCUGUCCGCCCUCGAUAUCGAAGAGGCCGGCUCGCAGGACGACAAGACCCAGGAGUCGCUAAGAGCAUCCUCUCAUGGUACCCAUCUCCCCGACGGCCCAGUGUCCGGCAAUGGGCACCAGAGGAGCCAACCGGACCCACUCUCAUCGGACAAGAUGGGGGCUCACCUGCUGAAGAAGAUGGCCUUCAGGAAGCCUGUCUCUCCCGACAGGCACGGCUCAUCUGGGCUCUGCGUCAGCAAGUUAGUCAUGAAGACGGGGCGAGGUGAUGUCCCCCAUCCCAGCACUGGGGCUGAGAUGCUGCUCAAUGGUAGCUGAGGGCUGGGGGGAGGGGCGGGAGGCGGGGCCACGCAAAGACUCAACCUGCGAUGUCGCGCGGCCUGGCACGUAACUCGGGAUGGAUGACCCACAGCCCUGCUGUCACGGCGACUGUGCUGUGUAGGCUGCACGUAGUGUUGCAUUCUCAAAAAUGCGUCAUAUUUCCCCGUUUACUGUGGGUCAUUUGGUUACACAAAAAAAGGCCCUUGGAGUGUGUUUUUUAAAAAACUGUAUUUGCCUAUUCACUUUCCAAUAGCUACAGAACUUGGAUGUUACCAUAGAACUCAAUGAUAUUAGCAGUGCUGUACGAGCUUUGCUGACCAUUGGUGUACUUUUCAAACACUGGAUGGCUUGAUCUUAAAGUAGCGGGGCUUUGCAAUCAUAUUCCUCAUCGAUAGUGUGUUUUAUUAUUAUUACUUUUUUCUGUUCAUUGUCUGUUCAGGAAAACAGCGCCCUCUCUGGGGACAGUAGUAGCAAUUUUAAGAAAAGAUUGGUUUUUGCAGCAAUUUGGCAUGACCAAGCAAUGAAUAUUAGGGGCGUGUUCAUCAUGGCUGGUUUUCGGGGCAUGUCACAUCUCUGAUGUUCCACAGAUUUUAUGUUUUUUUUCCUCUUUUCCUGGUCUGUUGCUGUUAAAGACAUAGUUAUUUUUCUCUUUAUCAAGAGCAGUUAAUGGGUCUACGAUCCAUCUAAAUAUAAUGAUGCAUUAUAUAUAUUAUAAACUAAAUCAUUAUCUACUACAAAAUUUUUGAAUACGUUUUUGUGAAUGAACACUUUUUUUUAUUGAUAACUUUCCACUCUAUUUGUGCCCUCUAGGAUGAUUGACCACUUUGUGUCCUAUGGCUGGGAUAGGCUAUCACAAUCCUGUACCGGAUUAUUGUUUGGAAAAUGGGUACAAAGAUCAAUGGAUGUUGUCUUGAAAACAGGAUAACUUCCUUUCUUCGUGCUAAAUCAGUACUACUAAGUGUGUGUUCUGGAUAUAAAGUGGUCAUAUUUGUGUGAAUUUUUAACAACAACAGAACAGGUACUUCCCACCAUCAGGACGUGUCUGCGCCUAUGGCAGUGUUUCCCAACCUGGUCCUCGGGGACCCACAGACAGUCCACGUUUUUGCUCCCUCCCAGCUCCCUGCCAGACAGUCCACGUUUUUGCUCCCUCCCAGCUCCCUGCCAGACAGUCCACGUUUUUGCUCCCUCCCAGCUCCCUGCCAGACAGUCCACAUUUUUGCUCCCUCCCAGCUCCCUGCCAGACAGUCCACGUUUUUGCUUACCAGGAGCUGGGAGGGAGCAAAAACGUGGACUGUCUGCAGGUCCCUGAGGACGAGAUUGGGAAACACUGUCCAAAUGCAUAAACAGCCAUGACACUUACAGCCCUGACAAGAAGGAUUUUUUUUCUGCGCCAUGAUGUUCUUGCACAUUUCAAGCAUUUUCCAUCUCUGUGGCUGGGAGGAGCUGUCUGACUGGGACAGACAGUAUGUUCAGGGGACAGAUGUGACACGUGUAACCAAGAAAGAACCCUCAGUCCAGCACCCCUGUACCCGCUAGGCAACUCAGUAGAUAUGUCAGCCGUUUUCAGGCUCGUCCUUCGUUAGUUUUUUUGUUCAUAUUCCUUAUUUGAUCCGACUUGUACGUUUUCAGUGCUAGUCGAGAGGAAGUUCUUAAAAGCACUUAUUUAGCAAACAGCAGAUGCUAUUUAGACUUUUGCACAGUUUCUUAAUGGUUGCUAAUUGCUUAUGAUUGUCGGUUCUUUGUUUACACUGUUGUGCAAAAAUGCAGGACAUAACCACGGCACUAACAGCUAAUGGAGAAUAACCUGCCUGGCUGUAGAUUCUGUGCUGAAUACAGUGCAUUCAUUAUUGACAUUAAACAGGAACAGGAGUAAUGAUUUUAUUCUUAAAUUAUAGAGAUAUUGAUGUUCAUUUUCAAAAUGGUUAUUGAGUAACAUUAAUGAGUAUAUGUAGGCUGCACAUGAUGUGUAUUCUGUAUUCCUAUAGGGGCAGCGUUGUCUGUUAUCACAGUAGCCACAAGAAGUAUCUAAGGUUAUUGUAAACAUCACUAGUACCAAAAGCAUAUUUAAAACUUGAAUAUCUGUGUUCUGGAUAUUUUUUAUUUUACUCGAACUGCCCUCGUGACACGCUGCGCACACUCAGAGCUUCUUGUAUGCGUGCAGGUGUGAUGUGAUGACAGGGGAGAAACUCCACUGGGAAGCAGAGACGACGGUGUGUUACGUGCAUUACGUGCAUCCGGCCCGGCAGCAUUAAAGCGGAUUCCGCGAUCACUCUGACAGGACGGACUGCUUUGUUGUUGUGAAUGUGUUAAUAUUCUAGUUAGGCCUCAGCAUAUGCUUAUAUUCGUGAGGUGAUGCUCCUCCCGGGUGACAGGAAUUACACCAGAAGUCACCGUGAAGCUGAGCAGAAACUGUCAGAAACCAAUGUGUACCACGAUGUAAACCAGAUAGUCGUCGUUAUAGCUUCCGCCCUCGUUUCGUCUGCCCCCUAGCCAUGUCACUGUCGGCCACCGCUGCCCUGUCCCAACGCUCUGGAAAAAUUUGCUCUGACUUUCUGGGUUUUCUGUAUUUUAAAACAUUCUAACUUCCGUGAAGUUGUCCGUCAAGAUAUUUUGUAUCAGGAUUUUUUUUUUCCAUCAUGUUUUGAAAUUGUGUUUCGUGCUGAUUCUGUGUGGUUCUCUUGCUAGCUGAUUGACAUGGUCCAUAACACAGAAAUCAUAGCGCUGACCAGACCAAUCACACAUGUCCCGAAGGGUUAGCGGUAACUUAACUGGGAUUGUGUAUGUGGCAUUUCGGAGGAGGUUCUCUCCUGAAGGGGCAACAGGGAUCCCUGAAGGUGAAGCUGAAUUUCCAGGUACUGAGCGAAACAUUUAUCGUAGACUUUCUUAGGGAAGGUUAGAACCAACUUGACCAAUCCUCCACAGGCCCGUUAACUGACCCUAGAUGAGCUCAUGUAUGCUAUGCUGUGUGGUCUGGACACAUUCCUGGAGACUGGAUGUUCCAGGACUUACUUAUUCAGGAUAUACAUGGCCACAUGCUCCUGUAUGGAAUUUACCAGCUCAUUAUGUGUGCUGUAAAUUUCUUGCUAAAACUUACAGGCAUGAUCUGAGAUUUUAAAUAUAUUGAUUUGUUCUGGACUGUGCAUGGAAUUUUAUCAAAGCAGUUCUGCUGUAAUCCUUUGCAUAUGUAUGAUUCUGUGUGUCCUUUUCAUUGCGAGGUACAGUCACUUUUUUCAAUGAACCUUUGCAUUAAGCUGUUAUGUGAAUGCAUAUGAGUUUUAGACAACUUGGUAGGUACUGAGAGAGAUUUAAUUUGUCUUUUUGACAAAACAUAUAGAUUGCAAUGAGAAACAUUUUUAUAUGAAAAGAAAAUGGGACUGUGGAAUUAAAUAUUAACUGCAGUAUUCAGGUUUUCAGUAAGUCUUACUGAUCUCAUCUGUUGAAACUAAAGCACUUCUACUCAUAUAACACAUACUGUUCAUAAUUAGAGUUGGUGUGAAGUGUGUAACUCAUGGCUGUCAGUGUGUGGAAACAUUAAUAGAACACAAUUGUUUUUACUGUUGCUAUUACUACUCUGACAUCAGGAUUUUUUAUGUAUCAUGGAACAGUGUAUGUGCCAUACAAAACCUCAGGCAGAAAGGCAAUUAAAAAAAAAUACACGAGGCAAAACCACUCACACCAGAAGAUUGGUCAAGUUGAGUGCAAACUGGAGCAUCCAGACCAGAGUUCUGCCUCUGGUUGUUGGAGCUGAUUAUCGCAGGGGUUACCAAAGCCAAGUACCUACAACCCUCAGGAUAGAGCCUCCUUUUUACAGCAUCCUCAGCAAUAACGGAAGGCCAAUGCAAAUAUUACGUAUAAUUAAUACUGUGUAUAUAAUUUCGGAAUUCACCCUGUACAGCAAGAAGAGUUUUAUUCUUUUUUAAUUCGUUACACUGGAAAAGGUUUAUGCUAUGUGGAGUUGCAUAGAACACAUGGGGUUUACAGAACGUCUGUGCAGGACUUUGGAGGUUUAGAGCCACGAGUGCACCGGGUAGAACUCGAGGCCGCUCCGUCUGACCGAAACUGAUCCUGAUUGCAGCUCCAGGCCCAAGGCCUCGCAUUCAGAGAGCGAGGCAGCGCUUCAUCUUGCCAUGUCACACACAUCCCCACCCCGACGCGGGCGGAGUCCAGGCCGCGUCCUUGUGGAUGCGGACCCGGGCCGACCGAGGCGACGUUGUGCAUGCUGUCCCUUAGCUGGGCGAUGGAAGACAUUAUUCUGUAGUUGUGAUACAACACACCUGCCGUUGUACAUGUUCUGCACAUGCCCACUAUGUGGCCACGUCAUGUAUCGUGGUUAGCUUGCAGCAUUUACUGUCUGCUUUUAUAAUGUUUUAUUGUAUAUCAUAAUUAUUAUUACUGGUAGUAUUUUAUUGGAAAUAAAAGAAGUCCUCUUUUUGUAUUGUUUGAAUUUUAAAAAUUUGCUUAGCUGUGAUUGUUCUGGAGUUAGGGUUGGAAAGACGAGAAGCUUGUUUGUCAAUUGUACAACCAGUAACGGAGCUGAUGUUUGAAUAUUUUUACGUCUGUAUUAGACAUUUUCUUUGCAAAUCUAUUGUUCGAUUGAAUUGUAAAUGAAAUAAAAGAUGGUACACAUCCGUCAUUGUAUACAGCUGGCACCAUCGUUAGAUGGACUUACUGCUCAUUUUUAUGACAUAAUCAGCUAUAUUUAAAUAUAUAAAAUAUAAAAAAAUAAAUAUAAUUUAAAACAAAAAAAAAAACUUUUCAGGAAAGUGGGGUAUGCCCAAAUUAAUGAUUUUUAUUCCAUUUAUUUCUUUUUUCUUACCACCUGUGAAGGUUUUUGAUUUUGCAUUUUGGAUUACAAUGCAAGAUGGCCUCUGGCUUGUGUGUUAAAAUGUGGCACAUAGAAAAAAGAGUGGAUUAUUUUUGUUAAAUGUUUGCUCUAGCACUAACAGGCCUGUUUUCCUGUAUGGAGCAGAACGGUAAUAUGAAAUAAAAGGAGACUGCAGUAUCUGAAAUGUAUUUGCAUGCAUAAAAAUAAAGAUGCAAAAAAGUUCA
Messenger RNA from Brienomyrus brachyistius, 10652 nucleotides. RefSeq names its product ring finger and CCCH-type domains 2 (gene rc3h2). Gene Ontology annotation, molecular function: metal ion binding. The record is from RefSeq and is a predicted model, not a curated record. The transcript is spliced from 20 exons. Lineage: Eukaryota; Metazoa; Chordata; Actinopteri; Osteoglossiformes; Mormyridae. The coding region runs from base 2361 to 5600 and encodes 1079 amino acids.